Messenger RNA from Pelobates cultripes (western spadefoot toad), 198 nucleotides. Lineage: Eukaryota; Metazoa; Chordata; Amphibia; Anura; Pelobatidae. The record is from the annotation of a GenBank genome assembly.
AUGGACGAUUCACCACCUCAAGACCAACAUUUGCAGGCUAUGAUUAAUGCUGUAGUGGUGGUACAUCUCCCACAACUAUCUAAAGAAAAAAGAGUGGUCCCUGAUCACUUGACCCAGUUCAUCCACUUCUUCGAGUACGACUCUACAGUGUCUAUCUCCCUGGCCAUGAUUGGUCAUGACUUGCGGACCUUUGGUUAA